GAAGGCGUGAGAUUUACUAUAUCGAGUUUUGCUCUGUAGAAAAAGAAACGAAAAAAGCCGGGAACUGGAUGAAAACGGUGAUAAAUGAAUUUGUUGUUCGCUUGGUGGGUGAAAAAGAGUUAGUAUACCUAACGUUUCUCGUCUAAAGUCGAGACAAAAAUGGAAAUGAAUCAAGUUGAAGAGGAUACUAACAACACCGAUGUCGGUGAACAAGUACAAGAAACAGAUGAAGCGAUGCAGAUGGAAGGCCAAGUACACACGACAACCGUAUUAGACGAACAGAGUCUACAACAACUCAUGGAUAGUGGCACUGUUAGUGAAGACAGCAUUAUUGCCAUAGUUCAAAACGAACAUGGAGAACCUCAAACGGUGGUACUGAGUCGGCAAGACGCUGAAGCCUUAGGGAUUCAAUUGGAUCCUCUUGAGCAACCAGUAGAAGAUGAGGAAGCACAGGCUACCACAGCAGAAGCAGAAAUGGAAGAAAUGACUGAACAAAUGGACCAGGAAUCUGAAAUGCAGCCUUCUGAAGACAUGACAGAAUUCAACUCUGAAAAUCCAGAGCCUUCAGAAUUUAACUCUGAAAAUCCAGAACAGCCAGAAUUCAGCGCUGAGCAUCCAGAACAGCCAGAGUUUAACUCUGAACAUCCAGAACAGUCAGAAUUCAACUCUGAACAUCCAGAACAGGCAGAAUUUGACUCUGAACAUCCAGAACAGUCAGAAUUUGAUUCUGAACAUGCAGAGCAAUCAGAGUUCCAACAAGAAUUGCAAGCUGGAAUUCAGUCGGACCUUCAAUCCCAACUUCACGCAGAAUUUCAGUCGGAACUUCAAUCAGAACUGCAUAAUGAACUACAAGAUGAACUCCAGAAUGAACUGCAGCAAGGUCUUCAAGAGCCCACUAGAGAAUCAGAAAUCCCAUCAAAAAUGUCACCAGAAAUUCCACCAGAGCUUCAACCCAAAAGUCAAGAAUCUUGCCCAAAUGUGGAAGGCGAAUCGGAACCACAGAUUAUUGCGGUUCCUGAAGCCAUAACAGUACCUGACGUCCUACCUGCAGAAACGCAAGAACAAGAGGCGGACGAGAAGAAAGUGAAAGAAGAUGAAGAAAUGCAAACCACCACCGUAUCGCUGGAUGCAGUUUCUCAACGGCUAGGUGAAGAUGGUGGUGAAGGGGAUAGUUCGGCUAAUGAUGUUCUAUCCAACAUCAUUCAUUCGUUAUUCAAUCCGAAUGAGCCAAACCAAUCGAACGUUUCGAUUGUACCGAGAAUGGUGGGCGGCAAACGCAAAUUAUGCCUUAGACUGCCUGCCAGUACGGCCAGCGCACUUCUCGCACAGACAGGCAGCCCGCUGGCCCAUUCAUUUACCGAGGGUGGCAUCCCCAAGAAAAUAAAGAUCGUCAUCCCGCCACAUUCGUUCUCAAACAGCACCGGAAGCUUUGUCUCUAGCCUUACCAAUUCCGCAUCUGUGAUGCAGCAAGAGACGAGGGUAGUAAAAACGUCUGUGAUGCAGCAGUCAGCCAUGAACAAUUCUGGCGGGAAAACAACAGGUCCAGCACGGCUAGAUCCAGAUACAUUACCGAGCAGCAGUUCGUUUUCUUUAAUGUCAUCUCCCGUCAAAAGCUCUUCGAAACCCUUUCUGGCCUCCCUGUUCAGUUCGACAUCCACCACAACUCCGAGCGCCUCAUUGACAGUGACACCAGUCGCAAAUCCGCCAAAGAAACCAUUAGGCACGACAGAGAAUCCCAUUCAACUGGUUCAGGAAGGCAAUAGCUUCCGCAGUUUGCAGCCAUUGACUCCCGAUCAGUUGAAACACAUCGCGUCAGUGUUGAAACAAAAUCGGCAGGCAAUCCUGUCGGGAGAUGGCAAGAGUGGAACGAGUUCCUUGGCCAGCAGUGCGGAAGGAGAUGGCGGCAAGCGGAGGGUCGUGUACGAUGCAAAAUCUAAUACGCGGAUCGUAUAUCGAGUGGUGACUCCGGGCGAGCUGAAGAAAACUCCUUCAGCGACGGGUGCCACUAUUACGACCCCAGUCACUCCUGUUUCUUUGAAAUCAACCACCACACCGACGUCUACUACACCCCCAGUUGUCAGAGGACGGGGUAGAGGCAGAGGACGGCCACCUGGACGUGCAACAGCGUUCGCCCAAAAACGAAAAGUGGCCAGCACAGAAGAGUCGGAUUCAGAGGAUCUGCCAGAAGAGGAUCCCAUUAGUACCAACAUUGACAUGUCCAAAGAAGAACGAGAAGGCAAAAAAAAACUAUUACCUCGAACCCGAUCGGGUCGAGUUUCGAAACCACCUCGUCAUAUGGUCAAGGAUUACAAGAGACUGCAUCAUUUAGAUUUUGCCCAGCCAGAUCUAGAUGACUCUGACGGUGGCUAUUCGGAUUAUCGAAUUGACCAUUCAUCGCCUAAUGUGGCCGUGGGCAAUGAGGAUAGCAAUGCCGAAUCAUCCGAAGAUUCCAAAGGCCCCACCAAAUCCGUCAUACCGACCUCACCGUUUCACUGCACAAUAUGCAAACGAGAAUAUACUACCCCGCACAGGUUAUCGAGGCAUUUUGAACAGUUCCCUGACCAUAGUAGUAGCGUGGCGACGCGCCGCAAUUCUACAGUUCCAGUGCCAGCCAUCGAAAAGAAAAACGGGCAGCAUGACAGAGAGGAGGUGGAAGCAGAAGAAGAAUCUGAUUCCACCGAAACGGAGAAAGUUGUCAAACGGGCGGUCAGGACAACAACAACAGCAAGCACAAUCAGAGGGCGAGGUGGUUGGAGGGGAGGACGUGGCCGAGGAAGAGGUAGAGGUCGAGGACGAGGAGUUGGCCGGCCUCCUUUAGUACAUUCUCCAGCUCUUCUCUCUGAAAAGAGAAAGAUUCGCCUUGCAGAGGCCUUGGAACUAUGCACCGAUGAAGAAGUAGUGGACGUGGCUGGCCCACGGCUUUCGGCUACCAUGUCCAGCUGGGAAUACUUGUUGCUGAGAGUGCAACAGGAAGACGAAGGCAACAGCAGCGCACCUCUUAUCCCGCGAAUCCUCAACGAAGUGACGUCACUGUUUGGCGUGUCAACCAUGACCACUCGUCACCUGCAUCCCCAUAGUAACGGUGAUGUUGACGAAGAAGAACACGAGCCUUAUCAGCUGACAAAUCCCGAGACGGCCCGGCUGCUUGGCCUACAAUGCGGCACUUAUUUUAUCAGCAAAGACGAACGCAAAUUAUUAGAGGAAGAUGCCGUUGAUUCGGGUCAUUUAUGCCAGGCCGUUUCCAUCCCUCCUGCCAUCAUUGUAACUACGGAAACCUCCUCACCGGAGCCACAACUUCCAGUUGUUGUCAACGAAACGGACGAUGUAUCCCAAGAGCAACAAGACGAUGCUCAGAUGAAAGUGGAUUCAGCAGCCGCAGCUGCGUCUAAAUUGUGGGAAGAGCUGGAAGAAGCGGAUCACUUGCCUCCAACUGCUGGGAGCGAAUCCGGAAUUGGCGGAGGACCUGACGGCGACCACGUGGAUGGCGAUGAGGUUGACAGUGAAUUAAUGCAAGUGGAUGAAAUUGUCAAUCAAGUGGUCGAAGGCCAAACAGGUGGCUCUCAAGCACCUUCUCCCCUUUGAAUGCCCAAUACCAAUGAUGGUACCCCCCAUAUCGACAGUGAAAGUCAGUAAUAAAAAAGGACGAAACACAGAAGAGAAGACAACAAAUAAAAAGUGCUCUCGCCAUAUUUUUCCCCUCGUCGCUUUGGUGUCUAUACGCAGCCAAAACGCGGAACAACCUGGCAAGUUCAGUUACGUUUUGUUCAAGUUAUAAUUAGGUUUCCUUUCUAUUCAUUUUUUUUUUUAAUCUUUAAUUUCUUCCGCCUUUCAGAUUCUUUUCUCUUUUUUUCUCAGUACAGUUCCAACUAAUUGCUGUUUACAUCAUGGUCUUGUUUGUUUUCCCCUAUUUCCCCAAUAUUCAAAACAUACACGCAUCUUACGUGGCAUUUGACAGUGAGCUGAAUUCCCUUUACCCAAGUCCCAUGAAUACAAACAAAGUCGCAACGGUU
Messenger RNA from Daphnia carinata, 4010 nucleotides. RefSeq lists its product as uncharacterized. Lineage: Eukaryota; Metazoa; Arthropoda; Branchiopoda; Diplostraca; Daphniidae. The record is from RefSeq and is a predicted model, not a curated record.